AGAAAAAUGGACACGGCCCAUAGCCAUACGGAUCCGGAUGAACCAGAUCCGGCCCAGACUGAUGAAAGCGCGUUGUGCAAGUGAGUGGGCUUUAUGUACCCACAUCUCAGUCCCAUUACCAAACUUCUGAACACAAUCACGCCACGCGACGCCACCAUUCACUGCACUUUCACUCUCUCCAGUCUCCACCAUUGCUUCCUCAAGCUUUCGAGGGAGAAGGAAAAUCCGCCAUUUCACCUGCAACACAUAUCAACAAUCUAUCCGAAGUUAAAGAAAGCUUAGCCUCUAUCCAGUUGUGACGAUGUCUGCAACUCUGCAAGGCUCUGCUUCUUCGAUACUCUUCGGCAGGAUAAACUGCAACUCCACAGCUUCUCUAAAACCUCCCAGAUCCAUCCCUUCCCGAUUCAGAACCCGAGCUACCCGAGAGAAAACUGAACAGCUGAAAUCCCCACCUCCAGCUUCCUCCCCGGACGAAAUCACGCAGAAGUACGGCCUCGAAGCCGGCCUAUGGAAGAUAUUCAGCUCCAAGGAUGAUGAGAAAACUGGAGACGGCGGCGAGCAAGAGAAAUCCAAGGGAGACCAAGCUAAAGAGCUGCUUACCAAAUACGGCGGAGCUUACUUGGCCACGUCGAUUACCCUCUCCAUCAUCUCCUUCUCCCUCUGCUACGCUCUCGUCAAUUCCGGCGUCGACGUUCAAGCUCUGCUGCAGAAGGUUGGGAUUGCUACAGAUGCCACGGGGGAGAAAGUUGGGACCUUCGCCUUGGCUUAUGCUGCACACAAAGCUGCAUCUCCGAUCAGGUUCCCUCCGACCGUGGCGCUUACUCCGAUCGUGGCUGGCUGGAUUGGGAAGAAGCCUGGCCAAAAAGAGCAGUAGAAAAGUAGAAUGCAACAAAAUCUCAUGUAACUGUUUUUUUUCUCCAUUAGGAACCCAAAAAUGGAGACAGCUGAGCUAGCUCCUUCUGUUUGGAAAAAUUACGUACAUAAUGCUCUGUAUGGAGAUAGAUUUUUCAUGAUCCGGAAGCUGUUCUACAGAUCGUAUCUUACACCUAGUAGCUCUUGUAUCUAUGUAUCUAUUCUUUACAUGAUUCUGAGAUUUUAUCUGAACAGAGGGAGUACAAAAUGCGGCCUACGGCUCAAGGAAUGUA
This is a messenger RNA of Linum trigynum, 1145 nucleotides long. Lineage: Eukaryota; Viridiplantae; Streptophyta; Magnoliopsida; Malpighiales; Linaceae. The record is from the annotation of a GenBank genome assembly.